ACUCAUUUCGCAUCUAUUUACAAACAAUCCCAGUGCUUAAGAUGCAUUGCAAACAAUGAAUAUGUUGCCAGACGAUGGGCGACCACAAAAAGAUCAAUGACACAUGCUGAAUAUUGCAUGGACACAGUCAGAAAGUAUGAUUAUGAAAGUUUCUUAUGCAGUCUUCUGUUGCCGUCAUCUGCAAGAACUUCAGCAUUUGCUGUAAGAGCUUUCAAUGUGGAUGUCGCACAAAUCCGAGAUAUGGUUUCUGACAAGAAUAUUGGUUACAUGCGAAUGCACUUCUGGAAAGACAGUUUAGAAGGAAUUUAUAAAGACGUGCCUCCACGUUCCCCUGUAGGGUUAGAGCUCCACAAAGCGGUCAAAAGGCAUGGAUUAUCCAAGCAUUGGCUGAAGAGAAUUAUUGAAGGAAGAACGGAAAAUCUAUCUGAUCAACAGUUUAGAAGUAUGAAGGACAUGGAAGACUAUGCAGAACAAACUGUGUCCUCACUGUAUUACUUAUUGUUAGAGAUUUUAGGUAUUAAGAAUGUCAAUGCAGAUCACGCCGCUAGUCACAUAGGGAAGGCGCAGGGUCUAGUCACACAGCUCCGGGCGGUUCCUUUCAAUGCCGGCAGACAACGGGUCUAUCUUCCUCUUGAGCUCAUGCUGUUGCAUGACGUGUCCCAAGAGGAGGUCAUUAGGGGUUCCACUGAACAGAAGAUGAAAGAUGUUGCGUAUGACAUUGCUGGCAAUGCACACCAACAUUUAGAUAAGGCUGUCGAUUUACAAAAAGAAGUACCAAAGGAUGCAAAAAUAGCUUUUCUUCCAACAGCAUCCAUUAGAAAUUACCUGAAGAUACUACAGCAAGUCGAUUUCAACGUAUUCGACUCUAAGUUACAGCAGCGCAAUCACUGGUUACCGAUAUCAUUAUGGAUGCAGAGAAUGAGAGGAAAAUACUGACAAAGAAAUAUGACUAGUAGAGACACUCAGUGACUUCUGUAGAACUAUUUUGUUAUUUAUACUGUAUAUAGUCAUUUGCAUAUUUUAAAAAAGAACUUGGCAAAAAUCAGUUGAGUUGUAAGUUUAUUUUCAGUUCGGUUUUUCCGUUUAUUUACAAGUUUGUUCACAUCCAUUGGCUCACUG
Molecule: messenger RNA, 1119 nt
Organism: Lineus longissimus
Lineage: Eukaryota; Metazoa; Nemertea; Pilidiophora; Heteronemertea; Lineidae
Product: NADH dehydrogenase (ubiquinone) complex I, assembly factor 6-like
Exons: 8
Coding region: 97-936 (279 amino acids)
Biological process (GO): mitochondrial respiratory chain complex I assembly; biosynthetic process
Cellular component (GO): mitochondrion
Source: RefSeq, a predicted model, not a curated record